GCCUUCCCAGAUUUUUGCCUCCAAAAUGGCGAGUCCGAGCCGCGCCGUGGUUAUCGCCUCGCGCCGCCUGCUACAUGCCGGCGCUUUGUCCGGAUUACUCAGGAUUUGUCAAGCGCUUUUCGGCAUGGGCCUGAGGCAAGCCCGCGCAACCCACCAAAUAAAGGCCGCACGUUUAAAAAGAGAAACAUAUAACCCCAGCCACGUCCUUCGAGCACCAGCACCCAGGCCCCCUUCGCCACAAAUCUUAUUUCUGAAACACCCCCGGACACCUCGGUCGUCAAACCCAGUCUUGUGUUUUUCCUGAGAAUUCCCACAAGCCCGCCUGCGCCAGUCACUCCAAACCUUUGCCUUCGAGGUCCCACCACCAGCACUUCUUCAUAUAUCAUGCUGUUGCCCAUACAGCCCACGCCCGUCAGCACGCAGAACUUCGAGAACAUGCCGCUAGUGUCGCCGGCGCUCACGCCAUCGGUGCCCCAAACGCCGCAGAAACCACCGCACAUUUCGCAGGAGGAGAGAAACAGGCUCCCGAUCCACGAUAAGCUCCCCCACGUCCGAUGUAUUGCCCGGGCGCGGAUCCCCACGGUGCAGGGCCCCGAGAUCUUCCUACAUCUCUACGAGAACGACAUGGACCAAAAGGAGCAUUUGGCCAUCGUGUUCGGCGAGGACAUCCGCUCGAAGUCGCUCUUCAAGCAAAGAGACGGCGACACGCAGCAGGACAGAAUGACCCGCGGCGCCUAUAUCGGCAAGCUUUUCCCCGGGCGCACCAAUGCGGACUUCGACGAGAAGGCAAACAAGCGCCUUCGUUUCGACGCGAACGGCGACUUGAUCUUGCUGGACCUGAACACUUUCACGGACGAUGUGUUGGCCCGUGAGUGCUACACCGGCGAGACCGCCUGGUCGGCGCGCUGUGACUGUGGUGAGCAGUUCGACGAGGCGGGCCGCUUGAUGGGCGAAAACGGCCACGGGUGCAUUGUCUACUUGCGCCAGGAGGGCCGAGGCAUCGGGCUCGGCGAGAAGCUCAAAGCAUACAAUUUGCAGGACUUGGGCGCCGACACCGUGCAGGCAAACUUGCUUUUACGGCACCCGGCGGACGGCCGUUCUUUCUCCUUGGCUACGUCUAUCUUGGUAGACUUGAACUUGGUCAAGGUGAAGCUCUUGACCAACAACCCGGACAAGAUCAUUGCGGUGGAGGGCAAGAACCGGGAUGUGGAGGUGGUGGAGCGGAUCCCCAUGGUGCCCUUGGCCUGGAACUCGCAGAAUGGCAUCAAGUCAAAGGAGAUCGAGGGUUACUUGAGCACCAAGAUAGAACGGAUGGGGCAUUUGCUAGAAAAGCCCAUCAAGAUAUAAUCUUGCAAUGGGCGUCGCCCGAAGUCGGGGCUGGAUGUCUGGCACCCACGUCGACGUCACAAGUCUCGACUAGCCUUCGUCAAAGCCUCGGAUUGGCUUACUCCUUAUAAAUAUGUACGAUUACACGGCCCAUGGAUUUAGAAAGUCAUGUGUUUCCCAGGAUGACAACUAGUCUUCGGCAAAGUCUCGGACUUGAGGACUUCUUGGCUUGCUCCUUAUAAUUAUGUACGAUUACACGGCUCAUGGAUUUAGACUUUCUUCAAACUAAACGGUCCAUUAUAUAUCCCCCAGGAUGACAACUACUCUUGAGUCGAGGCCUUCUUGGCUUCUUCCUUAUAAAUACGUACGAUUACACGGCUCAUAAACUUAGAACGUCUUCAAAUUAAACGGU
Messenger RNA from Metschnikowia bicuspidata var. bicuspidata NRRL YB-4993, 1738 nucleotides. RefSeq names its product GTP cyclohydrolase II (gene RIB1). NCBI's taxonomy places the organism in Eukaryota, Fungi, Ascomycota, Pichiomycetes, Serinales, Metschnikowiaceae. Gene Ontology annotation, biological process: riboflavin biosynthetic process. The coding region runs from base 385 to 1347 and encodes 320 amino acids. The transcript has a single exon. Gene Ontology annotation, molecular function: GTP cyclohydrolase II activity. The record is from RefSeq and is a predicted model, not a curated record.